CCGGUGACCGAACUUUGGUGUGGCUCGUAACGAGCGUUUGUGGAAUUAUGAAACCUUUGUUUUUUUGUUCGGUUAACGGCCUAAAAAUCCGAUAAAACCGAGUAUAUUGGCAGGGCAAUUAAACACAUUGACCAUGGAUAUCCAUAGACCCCCACCAUCUUAAAGAAAAUAAAACAUUUUGAAAAGCAUCUGAUUAUACAUAUUGACCAUGGAUAUCAGUAGACCCCCACCAUUAUAAAGGACAUGAAUGAAACAGUUAAAGAGUGGUGCAUGUGUUGGCAGCCUCCGCCUCUCCCUCCUCAGUACCAUCCAGCCUUCAUAGAAAUGUAUGACCAUGCCAGGGUUGAUCCUAGCUAUGUCAUAUAUACAGAAAAAUGUGAAGGAUACAUAGAGAUACCAGAAAUACUGCCCACUAAAGGUGUGACUGUUGUGACUUUUGCUGGAAGUAAAGUACAAAACGCGGGGCUGGCUGGGGGGUGGAUAGCACUGAUUGUCAUCAUAGUCCUGAUUAUUUUUAUCCUCCUAUUUGCAUACUUUGCACGGAAAAUGUGGCUUAAAAUGAAGCGGACUGGCAGGUAUGAACCUGUUACCGGGAACGUUCCCCUAGAAGUUUACGAAAGCACCAACUAUCUCGACAACAAAGCAACCAGAGGCCAAUGCUGGAAAACAUCCAACUUGACAACACCUGAUAAUAAUGGGAUCGAGAACAUGUAUAACUCCCUGCCUCGAUCAAACGGGAUGUCGUCAUGUGAUAUGGAGGUCCCAGAUGGAACAGUUGUGAAUGGUGCAUUGAGUAGCCAGGAGAAUAAACCACAAAAUGUCAAGAGAGUGGGUGUAAAAAAUGGGUUGCCUCAAGGUCCAAAUUCCACAGAACGUCCAUGGUCCCAAAAGUUUGAGGAUAUUCAUUUUAUUGAUGACCCUCCAUCUCCACCACCUGCAUAUGAUCAGGCAGUUGAAGGUGCCAAUACAUAUGGGGCAUUGCAACGAGACAGUGGGGGAUUUAACAGUAAAGUGUUGCACAAAGGUGGGGAUAUCCAAGGACUUGAUGAUAAAACAGUUGAUGGAAAAAUGAUUGAAAAUCAAGAUAGUGGGAAAGGUAGUUUGCCACCAAUAGAGGUAACACAGAAAAGUUCACCGAAAAAGAAAAAGAAAGCAUUUUUAAAAACACCAAGACAAGUGAAAGAUGAGAAAAAUCCAAGGACUUAAGGUGCUGCUUAGCUUGUUUAAGUAAGCUGUAAUGUGUAAGCAACCCACAGCUACUUAAUUGUUAAAUGGUUAUGGUCAACAGGCAUUUAAAAUGUGCAAUGUCAUACCUAAUUUGUCAUCUCUAAUCGGCAAUUACCAUUUCUUUGUCAAAGUCACAUUGCUUCCUCAGAAGAGAAACAUUAGAAAAGCAUAAGCAUUGUUGUUCAACGAUUGUCUUCAUUUGUCCAUUUUUCUUUGAUACUGCACCUCAAUACCUAAUUCCAUUGUUAAGGGGUGAGAAUAUUCUAGUUGUAAAGGUGUCCACCUCUAACCCAAGAGGUUGUGGGUUUGAUCCCCACCAGGGGUACUUUCUCAUGGCCUCUGAAAAGGACACCAGUACUAGUUCCUGGCCAAGAAAUGGACUCUAGAGAGAUUUUAGAAGCAAUCAACAUUUGUCACAAUCAAGGUGAAGUAUGAACUAAACUGUAGAUUUUAAUGAGCUAAAAGCAAAGCUUAAAAGCAUAAAUAAUUGUGUUUUUUAAAUUUGAUCUAGUUCUAGCUUGUCUGUGGGUUUUUUUGAGAAAAGAAAUGUACCCGUACUUAUUGUCAUAGCCUUGAUGUUGUUGGUGUUGUCAGCAUCGUCGUCGUAGUGCAAACGCUUUAACCUCUGUCAUUAUAUUCAAAAACUGUUAUUCAAAUGAAACUUGGAACACAUCUUGCCAGAGGCUAUUUGCAGACGCAGCAUGAGGCCCAUGACUCUUGAUUAAAAAAUUGUUGAGUAUUGCCCCCUUUUGCUGAACAACAUUCAAUUGUAAGCCUUCAUUCUGCAGCGCUCUAGUUUGUCAAGAGUUUCUAUCACUAUAACAACAGAAUGUUCCUAUAAAAGCAAAUUUGAUUUCACCUGCAAGCUGUUUUCGUUUCUAUUUUUUAAAUGAAUAGGGAUUAGUGUGUAUGUAUGUAUGAAAUUAAUCAUUUUGAUGUCAACAGUACCAUUAUUGGUGCCGAGCCAUCAACUUGUAAUGGGCAUUCUAUGGGAGUAAAUUUCAGCACCGUAGUUCCAUGUUAGCAUUUGUUUUAAAUGAUUCAUUAUUCUGUCCUACAUUCCAAUGUUGAAGUCUUUCUUCUUGUUCAGUGUUAACUUAUGAUCUAUGAACUGUAGCUGAGUGAGGUCGAACACAAAGAAGUUGUUUGUUUACUGUUAACCCUGACCCUGCCUUUGUAAAACCGCCAACCCAAGAGAUUUCUUUCCAUUUCUGGUUUUAAAAUGUACAGCCAGACAAUGAUUUAUUUUUUAAUUUAGAACCCAGAGUUAAUAUAAGUAUCUAUCAUGUGUUUCUGGUACUGAUAGAAAAAUCCGACCUGCGGGCAUGUGCGUAAUUCUUGCAUACCGGACGUGUGUUUCAGGUCAUGUGACCAGUGCUGGAAAAACCCAUCUUACAUACCCCAUGUAAGAUGAGUCACGCGCAACAACGCUUAUUUCAGCUUCUUAUUUCAUUUAUUGUAUGGUUUAUGAAAGAUAUAGAAUGCCAUUUCAUUAAAGUGCAAUCAAAUAUAUAUGUUUGCAAGUCUUUUAAUUAAAACUGAUAAUAAUUCAUCGUAAAAAACGCUAUUUUUAGUUAUUUAAAAUUACUGCGCUCUAUGACGUCAGCAAACAACGUCGCACGCACUUUUUGGUGUAAAUGUACGAAAGUUUGUUUUCUACGUCAUUUUUUUCCAUAAAUUCAUAAUUUUAGGUAUGCAAGAAAAAAUAUCAAUCAUGUUUUUCCGGUCCGGAUCGAAAAAUACGGCCCUCGGGCACGCUGCGUUACGGUAACUCGGCAAGCCUCGUUACCGGCUAACGCGCAUGCCCUCGGGUCGGAUUUUUCUAUCCGUACCAGAAACACAUGAUAGAUACUUAUAUUCCUUAAUAGUGACUAUAUUCGUAUCGUUGCACUCCCCUCAAAUUUGGAAAUUCAUCUUCAAAUUCCAGAUAUAUUUAUAUGCUAUAAAAGUCUGAUGGCCAAACGUGCUAGCAAUAGCGGUCCCAUAAUCUUGACAUAAGGUUUUUCCAAAAAAGAUCCCUACCUACCAUUUCUAGUAGAUUUUGGAUGUUAACCUUAAACAAACAAUUUAUUUUGUUAGGCCUGAUGUCAGUGUUGGCAUUUUAUGCAUUUCAAUGAAGGUUGUGGCUGUACAUAUGUAAUAUGUUGACUUAUGCUGUAAAAGAAUUAUUGCCAUAUUUUAGUGUGUUUAAGUUCAAUAUCAUGUUCAAAGUAAUAUGUGACACAAUAUGUGAAAACAGGCUAAAGGCAAUUAUGAUGUAACUUAGGGAUUACAUUUGAUAAAUUUUUACUGUAGGGCGUUUUUGUUGAUACCAAACCAGUUUCAGUUUUGGUUUCAGCAGUUACAAAAUUGUUUUUUAUAGUUUUGCUUGAAGUAACAAGUGCAUGGUUUUGUUUACAUUUUCAACAACAUGGCAGAGCUACUGUGGCUACUGAGGCACUCAAUUACUAAUAAAACCCUUUUCAUUUAGCUCAUUUGCCCAUUGUAAGGCAUUAUUGUCAAAAAGAUUGCGUUACAACAAACGUGGCUGAUCACUUUCCGCCAUGUUGUUUUCGAAGUAAACUAGAUUUCGGCUGGAACGAACCGAUAAAACCGCCUCCGGUAGGGGUUUCGAUAGUUUCAAAAACCAGUUUCGGUUUUUGUUAAAAAAUGAUUAAAAUUGGUUUUGGUUUUAUUUGAAACUUUUACAACAAAUACACAGUUCGUGAAACCGAUAUAAAACCAAAACCAGUUUAAUACCAACAAAAACGCCCGUAGUUAAUUGACAGUAAAAAUAAAACCAAUGUCACCCUUAAAUAACCAGCUUGUUGAAAAAAAAAUCUCAGUCACCUGUGGCCUGGUUUUCACAGACAGUGUCAAAUAUUAUGGUUUUGUGAUUAACUAUGAGUCCUUUAACAGUGCUAUUCAUCGUAAUAAUUAUGUCCUUUAAAUUCUUUUCAGUGGCCUGGCCACACAAAAACAAUGUAUUUACUGUUGUUUUAUGUGAAGGGCAUAAAGAAGUACAAAGAAGUACAUUCCUUUGCAGAUGCUAUAGUCUGUCCGUCCGUAAACCAAACCUUGUCCGAUAGAUAACUAAAGUAAGCUUGGUCCUUAAGUCCUCAAACGUGGCAGGGAAGCUGGUUAUGACCAGCAGAUGACUUCUAUGUAUUUUGAGGUCAAAGGUCAUGGUCGCGGUUACCUUGGACACAAAAAGCUUUUCCAAAUGAUAUCUCGAGUAUGCUUCUUCCUACAGUCCUCAAACCUGUUAGGAAGGUUUGUUAUGUCCAGCUAUUGGUUUUGAGGUCAGUAGGUCAAAGGUCUUGAUUAUGGUGACCUUGAACAAUAAAAGCUAAUUAAUAACUAGAGUACACAACAUUAAGAACUGGUCAAUAACUCUUCCUACAGUCCUCAAACUUGUAGGGAUGUUGGUCAUAACCUUAAAAUACCCCAUUGACACUUUUAAUGUGAAAUGACUUUUUGGUUGUCAGAAGGGGAGGAAAGAUGUUUUACAAACAUCACUUGUGCUUUUCUUCUGACAAGACCCAAUGGGGAGCAUUUGUCAGGUGUUUGUGACAGUGCUUGUUUACUGUUUUACUUAGUCAUAAUCGCCCCUAACAAAAACCUCUUGAACUUCAGACCUAUGAUAAGAUUUGGACCCUUUUUCAUUCAAGAUUUAUAGCAUCAGUUGAAAUUAUUUUGCAUUCUUAUAUAUUUGAUUUGAACUUGAAACAUUGAAACAAUGUUGCAGAAGGGUGAUUUGAUAAUUUACUGAGCUAAAUAAAUACAUGAAAUGUCCAUAAAUAGCGAACAUAAUUUUCGAUGCUAUUUAUUAAUGACAUCACAUUAAAAGUUAUUACAUUAGUUAUAAAUAAUAAAAAAAAGGUAAUGAUGUUACUUCAUGAUGGUGAUGUCAUUUAUGAUAUGAAUUGUUUCAUAAAUCUUAUUUUGGUGCCUUAAAUAUUUUGUGAAUAUUAUUAAUUUCUUAGCAUUUAAGAAAUUAAGGCUACAAGCCAUGCAAUGUUGUCAUUGUUUUACUUUGCGGAAGCAUAACUUCAAGGGAAACAUUUUUACUAGUCUCACAUUGGAAUUGGCAUUUGAUGGUAACUUUUACAUUGAUAUAACUUGAGUCAAGUUAUAUACCUCGUUUAUUAUUUUGUUUAUUUCUUUCUGAAAACUUAUUUGUUUUUCUGCUGGUGCUUUAAAAAUAUUUUAGAAUAGAAACUCGACUUGUCAAUAGACGUUGCAUUUAUAACCUGUUUUUUCUUGUUAUAUACAAAUCCGAAGUUCAUCCAUACUGUUCAAUACAAUUUAGUGUUCAAUAUUAUGUUUUGUUUCAUGUGUGUUGCAUUAUUUUUCAGGUUUCUUUUACUCUUUUUUUGGAAAACUGCACUCAGCCUUUUCUGGCUUUCAUCUAAUGUGUUGAUAUUAUUUAUUUCUUAUGUGUUCAAGUAGUUAAUGGUAAAAGCAAUGUGAUGUAAAUAUUGAUUUACUUUGCUGAAGCAAAACCUCAAGGGAAAUAUUUUAACUAGUCUCUAGAUAUUACUUUAGUCGAGUAAGAUACCUUGUUUACUUUCUUUGUUUAUUCCAGUCCGAAAACUUAAUUUUACAUCAUACGUUUUAUACAAAUCUUAAGUUCAUCCAUACAGUCUAAUAAAAUUUAGUGUUCAAAGUUAUAUUUUGUACAAGAGAAUACCAGAUUUUUCCAAAUUUACCUUACAUUUAUUUUAGUAAAACAGCAGUCAGACAAGUUACCGCUUUUAAUCAGGUGAAUCAGUAAAUUAAAACAGAAGCUGGACAAGUAGAUGAAAUAUAAUCUCAACCACUAAGCUUGUUAAGGGGCUAUUAAUAUGCAUUUUUUGGUUAAAACUGGUUAUGUGACCAUUUUGCAUUAACAGUCACAUUAAACCAUUUAUUUAGGUAAAUACAUAGUGUGACAUACUAAUAUCCAUCAACCAUUUCUAAUACACUGGUUUAAGCUGGUUUUGACGAUCAUUUCCUUAGCAUUCUCAUAUCAAUGUUUUCAAAACACAAACAGCAUGUCAGCAAAAAAAAAAAAAACUACAGCGAAAUACUUCCUCGUGUUGUUACUAUCAAGUUUACAGCAAAUAAAGUUACUGUUUUUAUUAAUUGAAAAUUCGAGUAAUUCAAAAAUAUUUGUCAAAAAUAACUGCUGUUUUUAUGUGCCAUGUGUCACUGGAAUUGUGUUUUUCCUCAAAUUAUCAGAUGCAUAUUGUUGAUCUUAUUGAGGUCCGUUUGUCUGUUGUUUUAAAAUUUUGAACAGUGGCUUUUUAUGAUAUUCAUUUAGUCAUCAUUUUCAGCUGGAUGGGUCGGUUGCAUUCGUCAAGUAAACACUUGAGUCCAUGAAAGUCUUGAUAACAAGUCAAUUUUGGUGCAUGUGUUCUUAACGCAGUUACAGACAUAAUUUUCAUUACUGCCAUUUUGUGUAUCCUUCUUUUGCUGUUAAUAUUGUUUUCAAAGUUGUGUGCAUUUAUUUUUGUAAUAAAAUAAAUAAAUUUCUUAAAAAAGUUGUCUUAUCAUUGUUACAA
This is a messenger RNA of Mya arenaria, 6752 nucleotides long. RefSeq lists its product as uncharacterized. The transcript has 9 exons. The record is from RefSeq and is a predicted model, not a curated record. Lineage: Eukaryota; Metazoa; Mollusca; Bivalvia; Myida; Myidae. The coding region runs from base 244 to 1206 and encodes 320 amino acids.